UUAGUGUGGAAAAAGUCAACAAUAAUGAAACAGAUAAGCUUAUCAAACGUAUUAGAUAUUCCAGUGAUACUCCCUUACCUUCAAAUAUUCUAUCAAAUCAAAAGGAAACUGACAAUAAGCAUUAG
Funneliformis geosporum is the source of this 125-nucleotide messenger RNA. NCBI's taxonomy places the organism in Eukaryota, Fungi, Glomeromycota, Glomeromycetes, Glomerales, Glomeraceae. The record is from the annotation of a GenBank genome assembly.